GUUACUGGAGGCAUCCCUAGGACCUCCCAACCACCAAUCCUCAUGCCAGGUGUAUCAGGGCGUGGCCAUAGAGAAACAGUGCCCAAUAGCAGAGAGGGACAUGAAAGGGGUGCGGGCACCCAGCAAGUGAAAGGAACAGAGCGCUGCGGCUGGGCCAGGGUGAAGACCUGUACCCUGGUAGGCGGUGCCAACUGCCGCCCAACGCAAUUCCCACUUACCGUUAAACAUCAUGGAGCGCGACAAGCAGCAGAUCCUUCAGCGCCAGCGCCGCGAGGAGAGAGAGCUCCAGGCCCGCAUCCAGGCCAUGAAGCACACAGUCCCAAAGAACGAUAAGAAGAGAAGAAAGCAGCUUCUCCAAGAAAUGGCCCACCUCGAGGCCAAGAUGGAGGAGAAGCACCAGCAGGAGCUGGAGCUGUACUUCGAGAGGCGCUCCCGCAGCACCAACGUCGAUUCUGUCACUGAUGAGCUGGCCAGGAUGGCUCUCGAGAACCAGUCACUGUACCUCUCGAGAGCACAGCGAAGGCACGAAAGAAAGGCAGCCCACCAGCAGGAGCAUCAGGAGAGGAUCGAGGUGCUGGAGAUGGAGGAUCUGGCCAGCUACCGCCGGGAGGAGGAGGAGAAGCUGGCCGCCAUCCUGCGCGCCAAGAAUCUGGAGAUGAAGAAUAUCCCGGCCGACGGCCACUGCAUGUACCGCGCCAUCCAAGACCAGCUGAUGUCCUUUGUGACUGUGGAUAGCCUUCGUCACUGCACCUCCGAGUACAUGCAGAAGCACGUCGACGACUUCCUGCCAUUCUUCAGCAACCCCAACAUCUGCGACGGCUGCGCACGCGCCGACUUCCUGAAAUACUGCCAGGACAUCGUGAGACGUGCCUCGUGGGGAACCCAGCUCGAGCUGAGAGCCCUGUCGCACAUCCUGCAGACCCGCAUCGAGGUGAUCCGGGCCGAUUCGCCAGCCCUCAUUAUCGGGGAGGAAUACAACACGAAGCCGCUCACCCUCGUCUACCUGCGCCACGCCUGCGUCACCGGCGAGCACUACAAUUCCGUGAAGCUGGUCAAGGCCACGGGCGCCGAAGCUGCGGGCCCCGAGGUUAUGGGCGCCUCGGCCGCCAUGACACCGCGCCACUUCUAGACGCCGCCGCUGCACCGGCCACCGCUGCAGCUGCUGUUUACUCCGAAACCGAAGCCGCUGCCGCAUCCUCUCAAUAGGCUUGAUGGUAUUGUUUUUCCUCCCUUGUUUUUUAUUUGUGUGUGUGUGGUUGUUUUUCUUAAUUUGACAAAUUUGCUGACCACCCCCACCCCCUCCCCGA
Molecule: messenger RNA, 1307 nt
Organism: Oryctolagus cuniculus (rabbit)
Lineage: Eukaryota; Metazoa; Chordata; Mammalia; Lagomorpha; Leporidae
Gene: OTUD6A
Product: OTU deubiquitinase 6A
Biological process (GO): protein K33-linked deubiquitination; protein K29-linked deubiquitination; protein K11-linked deubiquitination
Molecular function (GO): cysteine-type deubiquitinase activity
Source: RefSeq, a predicted model, not a curated record